Molecule: messenger RNA, 4779 nt
Organism: Drosophila gunungcola (fruit fly)
Lineage: Eukaryota; Metazoa; Arthropoda; Insecta; Diptera; Drosophilidae
Product: ataxin-2 homolog
Exons: 5
Coding region: 1193-4255 (1020 amino acids)
Biological process (GO): cytoplasmic stress granule assembly
Cellular component (GO): cytoplasmic stress granule
Molecular function (GO): RNA binding
Source: RefSeq, a predicted model, not a curated record
UUGAUCGGGCACUGUUGUGCUAUUUAUUGCUGCAUUAUCAGACGAGUCUUCCUCGUCAAGUCAUACUUUUGCCCGAAACUGUGCGAAAUGCGCGUUCAUUAUUCAUUAUUCACUGUGCACCAACACGAACUCAAGCUUGUUGGCACAGUGGGCCUGGAAUGCGGUGCGAUGCUUCUCUCUGCGAUUCAGGCCCACUGUGCGGCAACCAAUGCCCAUGGUAGUGAUGCACGCACACUCGCUCACGUAGCGCACUACAUUUUUUACUCUCGUCGCUCGCCUUUUUUCGAAUGCAUUUUCUUGCAUUGUCAGCAUUUUGCAGCUUUCUGAUUGCCGCUCGCCGUUUUCAGUUUUUAGUUUUCAGUUGCUGUGACGUGCGGCGACUGCGCUAAGUUUCGUUUCGUUCUUUGGCACACUUCGAACCCCCCUGGUCGCCCGCCGAAACCCCCGAAAGCCCCAAAAGCCCCCAAUGGGGGUCCGAAAUUUGGGUCACUUUACAAUUUGCUGACCGAACGAUACACCACCUCGCUUUUGUUUUCCGCUCGACGUCUAUGCAUAUUUAUUCGCCGCUCGGCCAUGCACACUUGCAUUUUAAGUUUGCCUUCGUCGCAGCCUAUUUCCCGGAUUCUCGUUCCCCAAUUUGCCUUGCCAGCACCUCACCCCACGCAUGAUUCACUCUUGAGCGCAUUCAAUCAUUUGUUUUCAUUCACGAAAAUGUGCACAGUGCACGCUCCGUGAAUCAGCUACUGUUGAACCCCCCUCUAGCCCCUCUCCGUUUGGUUCCGCUCCGCCCCUGCUUCCACACCCACACCCACCGCGGGUUCAUUGUGCGUUGCGUUGCGCAUUUCACGGUCGUCGAUCCUGUCCGCACGCAACCAAUGCCAAAACACCCCCCGAAAAGCACAGAGGACGGCGUCCACGGAAUGAGUUCGGUUCGGGUUGCGACAGCGACAAAGCAGGCCAAAGAGGUUUCAUUUGGCUGAUUACUUUCGCGGAACGCAUAUCGAUAGCACUUAAAAAUCAUUAAGAAGUAGUUUAAAGCGGUAUCAAAAUAAAAACUCACUAUUGUAAAUAUUGAUACAACUCGAACGACAACAGCCUGAGGCCCGCUAACAACAAGGCAGGUGCAGGAGGCGGGAACGGAGGCGGAUCAGUGCGUCCCUUGGCGCAGGGCGUCUACAACAACACGUUUUUCAUGCACUCGGCCACGGCGCUGGUGGGCAGCGUGGUAGAGGUGCGCCUGCGGUCGGGCAACAUCUACGAGGGCGUUUUCCGCACAUUCUCGGGCAACUUUGACAUCGCACUGGAGCUACCGGCGUGCAUUAAGUCCAAGAAUUUGCCGGAGGAGGGCAAGGUGCCAAAUCACAUUAUAUUCCCGGCCGAAACUGUGGUGACCAUCGUGGCCAAGGACUUUGACUCGCAAUACGCCACCGCCGGCGCUUUUCAGACGGAUGGCGCUAUAUCUGACAAGUGCAACGGUGCGCGUCUGGACGAGAAGGAGCUGGAACCGUGGGACUCUGGCGCCAAUGGCGACAUUGACAUAGAACUGGAUAAUGCCGCCAACGGCUGGGACCCCAACGAGAUGUUCCGCAAAAACGAGAACACGUUUGGCGUGACCUCCACAUUUGAUGACUCUCUGGCCUCGUACACGGUGCCGUUGGACAAGGGCGACUCCCUGGAGUUUAAAGAGGCCGAGGCCAAGGCCGAGAAGCUGGCCGCCGAGAUCGAGAACAAUCCGACGUGUCGCGAGCGUCUGGAUCUGGAGAACGGCGACGAGGAGGCGCUCUUCGCGGCCGUGGAGCGUCCGUCGGCGGAGCAGGAGCAACGCGGUGAUCGUGGUGACCGCGAGCGCAACGACCGCGAAAGGGAGCGCGAGGAGCGGGACAGGGACCGUGACCGCGAUCGUGGCAACAAGCCGCGCGGCACCGCCGACUUCCAGCUGCGGGAAACUAUGAGCAGCGACCGCUACAUAACCAAGCAGACGCGCAGCAUCACCGGACCGCAGCUAUCGCAUGUUGGCAUGUCCUCUCAGGGCAGCGGCCGUGACCGCGACAAUCGCGGUGAUGGCAACCUGAUGAUGCAGGGCGGCGGCAUGGGCGCCGGGGCGGGCCAAGGCGGCUCCACGCAGUCCACGGCAGCACUAAUGCUGGCCGGCGGCCUGAAGAGCGCGGGUCCGGCCCCGUCUGCCAACGCGGCUGCGGACACGUCCAGCAAGUAUGGCGGCGGUUCGAUGGUGAAGCGCAAGACUGUGCCCCAGGGCGGCAAGGUGAUGCGCAACAAUGUGCCUACCGGCGGCAGCAACGUGCCCGUGUCGCAGGGCGGCAACGGCAACUCCGUGGGCCAGAGCAAGGGCGGCUACCAGCCAUCGAUGGGCAUGCCGGGCCAGUACUCGUACCAGGGUAACUCGCAGAUCAUGCAUGGCUCUUCUCAGUACCGCAACCAAUCUCACAUGAGCGGCUCCAAGCUAAAUGGCGAUGCGAACGCCAACGCUAACAAGCCGCUGCCCCAGCGCCAGAUGCGCCAGUACCAGGGCUCGCAGAGCAACUCGUCGCUCAAUUACGGCGGUGAGCCCCAGUCUCUGGGCAAGCCCAUACACGGCUCCCAUGGAGGUCAUCCCGGGCAGAACAGCAACUCGCCGCCGCUGCAAACGGGCGUGCCUCAGCAGCAGCAGCAGCAGCAGCAACAGCCGCCGCCGCAGCAACAGCAGCAGCAUCAGAACUUGCAGCCACAGGGCCAGAACACGCAACCGACGCGCCAAGUGAGAACGCGCGAUAACCAGAUGCAGGAGCUGCGACAAUUUGGCCAGGACUUUCAACUGGCUCCCAGCAACAAUUCACCGCCCCAGCAGCAACAACAACAGCCGCAGCAGCAGCAAGUACAGCAACAGCAGCAAGUACAGCAGCAGCAGCAGCAACAGCGUGCGUUGCAGCAAUCUGCCUCGCCGCCGCAGCAGCAACAGCCGCAACAGCAACACGUUGUCUUGCUGCCGCAGACGCACUUGCAACAGGCGCACCUCUCUCAGCCACACUAUGUGCCUCAGCAGCAGCCUCAACAGGCGCCGCCACCCCAGCAGCAACAUGUGCCGCUCCACUUGCAACAAAAGGUCCAGCAGCAACAGCAACAGCAGUUGGUGGAGACUCAGCAUCAGCAUGUGCCGAAGCAGCACCAGCCGCAGCCACAAGUGCAGCAACCGCCGCCACAGCUGAUCCAGGAUCCGUCACAACAGCCGUUGCCCAUGUACCAUGCAAUGCCGCCACCGCAGACCUCGCCGGUGGUGAUUACUUCGCCGGUUCUGAUGGAGCAGCCGCCGCCGCCACAGCCCAUGCCGGUGGUGCAGCAGCAACAGCCUCAGCAGCUGGUUACGCCCAAGCCGGAAGUCUCGCCGGCACCGAGCAGCAACACGACAACGCCCACUGGCAUAGCCAGUACGCCCACAACCGGGGUGAUUGCAGGCGCCGGAUCCGAGAAGUCUACGCCAGCAGCUGCCAGUGCGACGAGCAGCUCCACAACGGUGGCUGCAGGCACAGUCGCCGCUGCCGGGGCUGCCAGCGGAACCACGCCGGUGGUGAAGAAGCCACAUGUGCUCAACCCGUCUGCCAAGCCGUUCACGCCCCGCGGGCCCAGCACCCCGAAUCCAUCGCGCCCCCACACGCCACAGACGCCUGUGCCCAUUUACACGACCACAGGAGGACAUGUGCCGGCACCGGCGACCAACCAGCAGAUCUACAUGGUGCAGCCGCAGCACCCAUUCCCGCCUCCCACACAUCCGCAGGCCGGACAGCCACCGCGCCUACGCCGUGGUAACUACGCUCCUAUGGCCGCGUCGCAGAUGCACGUAUCGGCCACUACGGCCACAGGAGCGCCCCUGAUGGCCACCGGACCGAUACCGCAGUUCAUCCAGUAUGGCCCUCCACCGCACCAGCAACAAUUCCAAUCGCAUACGUAUGCGCCGAUGCAGAUGCGUGUGUACCAGGACCAGCCGCAGCAGCUGCAGUUCAUGACGCAGACGCCGCAGUCGACCACGCCGUCGCCGGGCCAGCCGCACCAGCAGUUCCAUCCGCCGCCACAGCCCUCCCCCGCCGGCGGGGGACCCCAGCCGGCGUACACGCCGCCGGCGCAGGCGGCCACCUUCCAGCUGAUGUGCUUGCACCCCCAGUCGCUCUUAGCCAAUCACUAUUUCCAGCCGCCGACGCCGCAGCAUCCGCAGCAGAAUCAACAACAGUAUCAGAUCGUGAUGCAGCAGCAUCAGCCGCAGUGAGAAACCGCCAGCUGGGCAAUGGAGCAAGGGAAGCUGGCAAGCUGGAAGGCGAGGGGAGACGGACAGGAAGACGGAGGCUCCUACGGCUUGGUAAUGUCGCCGUAGCGAGUGGGAGCCAUACGGGCAGCCGUCAUCAAGCAACAGUUACACACACAGAUUCAACACACACAACAUGAAGCACUCACCACAACCGCAUCCGCAUCCAUGUCCGCACCAGCAUUCGCAUCAACCUCGAGUAAACGCGCGGCUUUCUUUGUCGCUCCAAGCGAUUUUCGCCCCACAAUUCACACAAGCCACACAUUCACCCACAUCCUUAUGCCAUGUGCACGAGCGGCUCAUCCUGUAGCACAUCUCUCACAGUCCGAAAACACCAACAACAACUAGGAAAUUAUAAAAUACAAUUAAAACAAAAGGAAACUAGUAAAUUUUUUGAAAUUGCAAGACUUCUACAGCGCACGGAAGCCAAACACAACAACAGCAUGAAACAAACAAUCACUAAUACAAAAACCAAAACGUAUGAGAAA